Molecule: messenger RNA, 609 nt
Organism: Didymella exigua CBS 183.55
Lineage: Eukaryota; Fungi; Ascomycota; Dothideomycetes; Pleosporales; Didymellaceae
Product: UPF0057-domain-containing protein
Exons: 2
Coding region: 20-193 (57 amino acids)
Cellular component (GO): membrane
Source: RefSeq, a predicted model, not a curated record
CAAACAAACAAACUCCAACAUGCCUUUCACCGCCUCCGACCUUUGCAAGAUUGUCCUUGCCAUCUUCCUCCCCCCUCUUGGUGUUUUCCUCGAGCGCGGGUGCAACGCCGACUUCUUCAUCAACAUCCUCCUGACCAUCCUGGGUUACAUUCCGGGUAUCAUCCACGCGUUGUACAUUAUCUUCAAGUUUUAAACGGCGCCACGGAGCGCCAGACGAGAAGUCAAACCACGUCGACUGCAACACGUCGAUACUGUUAUCACGAUACCCACAACAUUUCCUUUAUCCCCGUCAGUGCUUUUGUUUGCGUGGCUGGUGCUUGCGAGAAGCCUAGUCUUCGAUUGCUGUGAAGCGUGCAGCGAAGUCAUUUGCAUUGGUGCCUCAUGAGGUGUUUGGCAGGAUGUCGUCGCCCCUGGGCAGCGGCACUGCGCGCUUGGGUUGCAUGAGGAUAUUGUAGCAUCAAGUACCUCCACAAUCAAUAAUUCUACGAGUUAUGAAGUCAUGUAGCUAUUGCCAGUGUUCUUGAACUUCCAACAUGCAGCCAUGUGAUUCUGGGUGUGCUUCUAAAGUAUUGACACCACAGUAGGUACAUGAAAUCAUGGUACCCGCGC